AUGUCGUCAGGUUCAAACAGUGCAAGGCGCGUUGCCUCGUUGAUGAGGCCAUCAAUAAUCGACUCCGGCGUGUGCAGAAGCUGUCAAGAGACCAUUGGCCGUCGCAGCUAUGCCACUGCUACCCCAGCAGCAACCGAAUCGACAACAACCCCUCCCGUCGUCACGCCGGCAUACACCAUCAACGCCGGUGUAGUUCUCUCCCGCCCUCCCCAGAUCACCCGUGAACUCGAGCCGUUCGAGAAAGCCUUCUUCUUCUACCAGAAGCGUCUGAACGAGCGUCUCGCUCUCCCUUUCACAAAAUAUUUCUACUUCAAGCGCGGAACUCCGGCCGACGAGGACUGGAAGAAGAAGAUUCAGGAGCGCCGGACUGCCGCCCGUGACAUCGGAAAGUACAACGCGUAUGACAGCGAUGCGUGGAACGAUGAGCUUUUGCUCGGUGCCGAGCAAUCCGAGCCCGCAAACCAGAUCGAGGCUCUUGUCCAGGAUGCUGAAUCGACCGCCAAUGCAACUUCCCAAGAUACCAGUAAAAAGGAGGAUAUUCCCCGCCCCUACCCCCGAAUCACCGAGGCAGACCAAAAGAACGACCAGAAGAGCCUCAACCGCCUGCUAUCCCGCACUCUCUAUCUCCUUGUGCAAUCCAAGGAAGGAAACUGGAAGUUCCCCACUUCCCCCGUGGAGACGGGAGAGACCCUCCGCCUGGCUGCCGAGCGUACCCUUGCCGAUUCCGCCGGUGUCAACAUGAACACCUGGAUGGUCGGCUACCACCCCGUUGGAUGGCACCAAUUCAACGCACCCCGCGCGAAGAAGGGGGAAACCGCCCAGGUCGAUGCCUCCGGCAACAAGGUCUUCUUCCUUAAGUCCCGCAUUAUGGGUGGCCAGGCCGACCUCUCCAUCAACACUCAGAACCUUAAGGACUUCAAGUGGCUGGCCAAGGAGGAGCUCCCACAGUACUUGAACACACAAUACUACAGCAACAUCAAGAACAUGCUGGCCGACCGGUAA
Molecule: messenger RNA, 1002 nt
Organism: Penicillium salamii
Lineage: Eukaryota; Fungi; Ascomycota; Eurotiomycetes; Eurotiales; Aspergillaceae
Source: the annotation of a GenBank genome assembly